AUGUUCAACAAUAAUUCAUUGCGUAAAGUUUUAAAUGUUACCCUUGCGACUCAUCACACUUCCGUUUCAACAUUUGGCUUGUUUUCAUCACGAUGGAAUUGCCUCUCGAGACGAUGCUAUGCGACAGUAGUUACUAAAACUACUACAGCCAACACCAACACUACAAUAACAAACAAUCACUCUCAACAACAAAUUGAUAUUCAGCAAACACCAAUUUUAAAUAGUUCCACGAAAAUCCAAAUAUCCAAGAGCGGGAAGAUUUAUACUGAAACGAAUUUAACACCUGGAUUACAAAAAUUCUUGGAAAAAUCCAGAAUCAUUAACAGAGAGUUAGCAAAAAGUGGAACACCUGAAAAUAAGGACACCAAAUUGGAUAACGAUACAGAUGCUCAUUUACAAACAUUAUUACUGAGAAGUGUCACUCAUGCAUCUUAUGGAACUGGUAAAGUUAGGAGUCAAGAACGAUUGAGUUUUAUUGGAUCAUUUGUAUUGAAUAUGGUUUUAACAGAAAUAAUUUCUCAAAAGUAUAUGGUUAAUCAAAAUAAUUGUGGACGCGAGAAUUUUAACACUGUCAAUCUUAUCAAAUCCAUCUACAAUAAUAGAUCAUUUUUGGCCUUUAUUGUGGCUAAUCAAUAUUGGAAUUUGUCAAAUCAAUACAACAAUAAGACAGUUGAAAAUGAUACUAAAUUGAACAAAUCAUUGAAUCAAAUUUGUACCAAAUAUAAUAUUACAGACUUGAAUGAUAAUAUAAUUGAAGUAGAUAACGAGCAUUAUACAUUACGUGUUGUUGGAUGGAAUGAAAUGUCAUUCAAAUCACAAGUUGAAAUUUUAUCCAAUACAGUCAAUGCUAUCAUUGGUACUAUUUACAGUAAAUGUGGAUUACAAGUUGCUAGAGAAUUUAUUGAAGAAGAGAUUAUAAAGGAAAGACCAGCAGUAGUUUACAAAAAGUUAUUAUUGCUCGACGAACCACAAAUGGUACUGAAUGAUUUAGCCUCCUCUCAAUAUUAUGCAUCCAUCAAAUUCAUUGAAGAGUAUGUAAAGGCCAAUAAUUGUCACAAAUGCACCAUCUAUGUCAAACAAAAUGUAAUUGGUGAUGCCAACGCCAAAGACAAUUUCAAAGCUAAAAAAUUGGCUUGUUUUGAUGGUUUGAUGAGAUUCCAAUCCAUGAUACCAUCCUAUUAG
Molecule: messenger RNA, 1182 nt
Organism: Naegleria gruberi
Lineage: Eukaryota; Heterolobosea; Eutetramitea; Acrasida; Naegleriidae
Exons: 1
Coding region: 1-1182 (393 amino acids)
Biological process (GO): RNA processing
Molecular function (GO): ribonuclease III activity
Source: RefSeq, a predicted model, not a curated record